Mus caroli (Ryukyu mouse) is the source of this 346-nucleotide messenger RNA. The record is from RefSeq and is a predicted model, not a curated record. NCBI's taxonomy places the organism in Eukaryota, Metazoa, Chordata, Mammalia, Rodentia, Muridae.
GUAUCAGCGAGAAGGAGCAGAGUGGAGAGUUUCAGGACAAGAUGAAAACUCUUCUCCUGCUCUCUGCCAUCCUGGCAGUAACUGCUUGUCUCCCGGUGCCUAAGGACCAGGAACGAGAAAAACGAAGUGCCAGUGACAGUGACAGUGAUGAAUUCCCUUCACGGAUUCCCUUUCCCCCAUACGGGUAUCCAUUUGAUACAUACCCUCCAUUCUUAAAUCAAGGCUACCCAUGGUAUUAUUAUUAUUAUCUUCCUUUUCCCCUGCCCUUCACUCCCCCUCCAACUGCAGAGCCUUAACUGCAAAUGAAAGAAAAGUCACACUGUGGAUUAUUUAAGGUGAGUUUGAA